This is a messenger RNA of Truncatella angustata, 1245 nucleotides long. RefSeq names its product naphthalene 1,2-dioxygenase subunit alpha. Gene Ontology annotation, molecular function: iron ion binding; 2 iron, 2 sulfur cluster binding. The transcript has 2 exons. Lineage: Eukaryota; Fungi; Ascomycota; Sordariomycetes; Amphisphaeriales; Sporocadaceae. Bases 1 to 1245 code for a protein of 414 amino acids. The record is from RefSeq and is a predicted model, not a curated record.
AUGGUGUUAUCAUAUAUGUCAAGCUUCUUGGGCUUUGGCUCCGCAUCCACGACUGAGGAAAAGAAGGCAGCUGUUAGAGCUCUUCCAGCCUCCUGGUACAUCUCUCAGGAAAUGUACGAGCUCGAGAGACGAGCGAUAUUCUCCAAAAAGUGGCUUCUUACCACUCAUAAGUCGAGACUUCCCAACAAUGGAGACUGGCUACGAUAUGAUGUUGCUGGCUUCCAAUUCGUUAUUGCCAAAGACCGUACCGGGGCUAUCAAUGCAUUCCACAACAUCUGCAGGCACCGUGCCUUUCCAGUUGUGACUGAAGAGAAGGGAAACAACAGCAUUCUGGCUUGCAAAUAUCACAACUGGUCUUAUGGCCUCAAUGGCAAGCUCGCCAAGGCACCUUCUUACCAAGACCUUCCAGGAUUUGACAAGUCCAAAAAUGGACUAUUCCCGAUUCAUGUUCACAUCGACACAAACGGAUUCAUCUUCGUCAACCUUGAAGCCGCCGACAAGCCGACUAUUGCCUGGAGUGACGAUUACAAAGAGAUCGACCGACAGGACAGAUUCAAGGCCUACAAAUUUGAGGACUACACAUUCGACCAUACCUGGGAGAUGGAGGGAGAGUACAACUGGAAGAUCUUGGCAGAUAACUACAACGAAUGUUACCACUGCCCAACGACGCACCCAGACAUUCCCACAAUUGCAGAUCUCAGCGCAUAUGGAGUCGUGACCGAGAACGGUUACAUUCAGCAUCUCGGUAGACCCACUCAAGAGCAGAUCGCCAAAGGUUUCAACGUAGCCGCCACAUAUUAUUUCCCCAACUCAUCGAUGAAUGUUUCGCCGCACUUUUUCUUCAUUCAGAGAUUUGUGCCCAAAGGUCCCCACAACUCGGUAAUGAGCUACGAAGUCUACAGAAACAAGAACUCCAGCGACGAAGACUUCCAAGUGAUCAGCGACAUAUACAAGCGAAUCAUGUCUGAGGACAAAUAUCUCUGCGCCAGCGCACAAAAGAACGUCAACGCUGGUGUUUUUGUCAACGGAGAAUUACAUCCUACGAUGGAGCAGGGCCCCUUGUUCUUCCAGAGUUCAGUGCGCGAUAUUGUGACAGCCCAUCACAAGCUGGAACGGAAGGCUGGGCGCGAGAUUUGGCCGGCUCGACAAAACUCGACAAACAAUACUCAGGUCAGCGAGAAGGACCUCGGGUUCUGCUCAACCCUAGAUUGUUCUGCCUUAAAGAACGAAGGUCUUGCUUGGUAG